Strongylocentrotus purpuratus (purple sea urchin) is the source of this 1887-nucleotide messenger RNA. Its product is annotated as tRNA-specific adenosine deaminase 1-like. The record is from RefSeq and is a predicted model, not a curated record. The transcript is spliced from 9 exons. Lineage: Eukaryota; Metazoa; Echinodermata; Echinoidea; Camarodonta; Strongylocentrotidae. Bases 8 to 1837 code for a protein of 609 amino acids. Gene Ontology annotation, molecular function: adenosine deaminase activity; RNA binding. Gene Ontology annotation, biological process: RNA processing.
AUUGAGAAUGGAAAAGCUCGGAAGUGUGUCAUUUCACCAAACUGUAUCUGAUAUUUGCAUGACACAUUAUGAAAGGUCGUUGCCAAGGAAAGGGAAACCAGAGAAUGGACGGGAAUGGACUUUAUUGGCUGCGGUGUUACAGUCGAAAUUAUAUGGGUCUGAAAGGGAAUUGAAAGUGGUGUCCAUGGCUACUGGCUCAAAGUGCGUUGGCGCAUCAAAGAUGAGUAAAACAGGUGAUGUAUUGAAUGACAGUCAUGCUGAGGUUCUUGCAAGGAGAGGCUUCCUGAGGUAUCUCUAUCAUCAAUUGAGAUGUGCGAUGACAGGGAGUCAUGAAAACAGCAUCUUUUACCAGCCAGGUGAAGAUGGGAAAUGCAAAUUAAAGGAGGGAGUGAGGUUCCAUUUCUUCACCAGUCAAACGCCUUGUGGUGAUGCAUCAAUCUUCACAAAAGACGACCAAGGUUCUACAGAUACCAAGCCAACAUCACAGCAUGAUAUUGAUCAAAACCCACAAAACAUCAUUAAUAAACAUUCCAUGAGCAGUUUGAAUAAGAGAAAAGCAGAAGAGGAGGUGAAUGGGUCCAAUCUACCAAUGACACAGAAAAUGAAAUUGGAUUUAUCAGAGUCAGUUUCAGACCAUGUUGUUCCCCAAACCCAGAACCAUAUUGAGAGGAGGAUGUGUUGUAAUCACGACCAGCAUGCAGAAAGAUGUUCAUCCUACCCUGCUGAUGAUCAUCAAACUGCAUUAGUGCCUUUGACAAGAACGAUGCAGGACCAACUGAUUGAAAUAGGUUCCUGCAGUGAGACUAAACUAGUCUCUAGCUCACCUUGUAUAAAUGAUAUGCCAGGUAGUCGGGUAUCAGACGAAGACAGGGGAAGCCUUUCAGGAACCUGUCCCAUAGAUGAUGAACUUCCAGUAUCCUGCGACACCUUGAACAGUCCACAAGAUCAAAGUUGUCCUAGACUUGAUAUCAAGACGAGUAGAGUAUUCCCCAGUGAAAGUGCCUCUGAGGAAGUGCCUUCUGGCCAAAGUAGUGUGCACACCAGACACACGGAUGCCUCCGAAAUGAAUAGUGCAAUACCUCUGAAGAGGGACAUUUACAGGACAGGUGCCAAGCCAACGCCCACUGGUCCACAAGACCAACUAGCGGACGGUGAGGAUUACCAUACUGUGGGACUUCUGCGGAUCAAACCAGGCCGUGGGGACAGGACCCUGUCAAUGUCCUGCAGUGAUAAGAUGGCCAAGUGGAAUGUUGUAGGACUUCAGGGGGCUCUGCUGUCCCAUCUUAUCUCAGAACCUGUCUACUUAUCCUCCAUUACUAUUGGACAAUGUCCAUUCAACAGCCAGGCCAUGCACCGAGCAAUCAUUGGAAGAGUGCAGCCUGUGAGCAAUCUUCCACCUGGUUACCACGUAAACUCACCGGUAGUGAUGCAGACCAACAUCAUCUUCAAAGACUCCAGGACGGAGGUAGAGAGGAGGAGAGAUCCAAGCAAAGGCAAGAUGACACCAGCUGGAGCAGCCAUCAUUUGGAGUUACGUACCUGACCAGCCUGUUGAUGUGACAGCCAAUGGAAAAAGACAAGGUGCUACAGCUAAGAGAUGGAAUGAUCCUCAAUCAAGGAGCAAGAAUUGCAGAUGCCAACUCUAUCAUCUUUUCAAGAAGCUUCUAGCAGGUGUAGACAGGGACAAAUUGCCCCAGACACUCCAAAGUCAUGAUGACCUGAAGACCUAUCAUGAUUACAAGAUGGCCGCCAGCCAUUACCAGAAGGCUUGGACACAACUUUUAAAGGUUUUCAGCUCAUGGGCCAGAAAACCGGUUGAAUUCUCACAAUUUCAGUGAUGUGUGUGACAAUAUCUUCUUUAUGAGACUUAAAAGUUAUAACACUGUAC